AUGCGACGAGCCAAAGUCGCCGACGCCCAAGCACCUAAGCGCACCUACGGCGUGCGUUGGCACCGCCUUGGCUUCCUCGUGAGCUUCGCCUCGCUCUGCAACGUCUCCUCCAUGCCGCUCGCUGCAUACCUCUCGGAGCCGCUUCCAUGGCAAGGUGCACUCAGUCCUCCCCAGACGUAUGCCAACUACACCGAGUUCAACACGGCGUAUCUCGAAAGACACCAGCAACGCUACUCGAAUGCGACGCUGCCGACGGGAACUCUCUACAUGUGUCUCUCGGUGUAUCUCUUGGGCCUGCCGGGUCUUAUUUACUACACCAAAUCGCAGAUCGAUCUGCUCUGCCGCAUUCUCACAGCUCCCAAUACGACGUUGCAACACCCCGAAGGCUCGUGCUAUCAAAACCAUUUGUGCUCGUUUACCUUUGGCCGGUCGUGUCUCUGGCUCGAGCCCGGUGACGCCAUCUCUGACCCACCAGCGUCAUCGGGUGUGGCGACGCUGUACUUUGUCAACGAAGCCGCGCGCCAUCCGCUGGUGGUUUGGCUCAUGUUGAUCUAUCGCAUAUGUACGACGCUUUUUGUGUGGUACCGUCUCUGGGCGCACUACUACCGGCACUGCACUCAGCUCGAAUCGCUCGUACGCCGGUGUGGGCACCGGAACAAGAUGCCGUCGGGCAGCUGGUCGUAUGAGCUCGUCCUUGGCGACCCAACCGCGAUUGUGCUACUGGAUCCGAUCGUGGCUACGCUCUACUACCUGGAUAUUUGGUUGAGUUGCACGAGCUUUGGCACAGCCACGAUGCAAGUCCAGGCCAGCGCCAACGUCAUGUCUCUGCUGCUUGGUAUCACCUACCUCGCGCGCUCGGUCUGGUUUGCGUACUGGGGCCUCUGCCUCGUCUCGUAUGUACUCAAGCGCUGGAGGAAAGAACAGUGCUUUUCGGAAGUCGACCCAACGCUUGUAGCGAUCGCCGUGACUCUCAGCGGUCCCAUCAUGACGUAUCUGAACGGUCACGUGACAAUAUUUGUCCGCUUCUACCAGUGGUUGUUCGACUGCCUCGUCCCAACAGAUCGCCAAAACGAAGAGGUCGAAGGCGCGCUCGUGUGUUUUGUCUUUACGCUUUUCACACUCAACUUGCCGCUAGUCCACGGGCUAGUAUCGGCCCGCCGGCGCCGUCAUCGCAAUAUCGAUUAUAGCGCCUGCACGUACAACAACUUCAAGAGCGCGGUUCUCUUGCGACUUGCGGCGGCACUGCGUCUCACGCCGCUGUAUCCACCCCGCGGUGGCAGCAUCUACGAAGCGAUGGAGGCGAACCCGCGACUCAAGCGCUCUCCGACGAUUAGCUUGCGGGGGACGGACUGCUUUCUGCUCUGCUACUGCGAUGGAGAGCUCACCGAGCGGCUGCGUCUGAGUCUCUUGACGAAUGUCGACGGAGACCUCCCACGAUCAACGGAGCCGUCCGAGUUUGUCGUGUACGAGCUGCAAUCGCCCUCGGCGGGCGAUUGCGAUGCCAUACUUGGGCCGCAAAUGUCAACAAGCAACUCUGCGCUACGCGCGCCACCCGAUGCAUCAUUAUGGUGCAUUUAACUACGACGUGAUGUGAACAAGAAUCGUUCAGGACGGAA
Molecule: messenger RNA, 1616 nt
Organism: Saprolegnia diclina VS20
Lineage: Eukaryota; Oomycota; Saprolegniomycetes; Saprolegniales; Saprolegniaceae
Exons: 5
Coding region: 1-1578 (525 amino acids)
Source: RefSeq, a predicted model, not a curated record